UUACAGACAUUAAGAAUGGAGUAUUGUAGACGUCUGAAAGUGUUCCCUAAGGAAAUGGGAAAUUUGAUCAAUUUGAGACACGUCUAUUUUGGUCCAGUCCAAAAAAAAAAACGUGCUAAUUUUGGUUGGUAUACGGAGUCUCCUGUUGGGGUUGGGCAAUUGACUAAUCUCCGAACGAUGCCUUAUUUUAUUGUGAGUCCUGAUGAAACUGAUCGUAGCAUUGAAGAAUUGGCUGGCUUAAACCACUUGAAAGGUGAACUGGCCAUUUAUGGUUUGGAACAUGUGAGGGAUGGAGAAGAAGCGAAGAAAUCGAAUUUAGUUGGGAAGAGAAACAUACGUAAGUUAUCACUUGUAUGGGGUGAGGAAAUGAGGCCAUGCAACAACAGUGAAGAGGAUGUUCUCCAAGGCCUCCAGCCACACCAUAAUUUGGAAAUUUUAGAGAUUCGCAACUUCAUGGGUGCUCAAUUUCCAUCGUGGAAGCCACACAACAACUUGAAAGAGAUUCGAUUGCUUCGCAAUUUCAUGGGUGCUAAAUUUCCAUCUUGGAAGCCACACAACAACUUGAAAGAGAUUCGAUUGCUUCAGUGCGACGUAUGUGAAGAAGCCCCCAUGCUUGGCCAUCUACCUAGUCUUAUGCAUCUUGAGUUUAAUACAAUGUGUAAUCUAAAACGUUUGGGAGAUGAGUUUUAUGGCUAUGAUGACGUUGAUGAUGCAAUGAAGACCAAGGCAUUGUUUCCUGCAUUGAAGACGUUCAGAAUUAGUGCGGCCCCAAAUCUGACCGAAUGGAUUGAACCACCAGUGGUGAAAGAAGAACAAAUAUCGGUGUUUCCUCGCCUUGAGGAGUUGGAUCUCGUGGAGUGUCCACAAAUAAGAAAUUUUCCUGAUCAUUUUGCAUCCCUUCGUAAGUUGGAGGUGAGUAUUUGUCACGAGCUAUCAAACAUAACAAGUCUGGUAGAAAAGUGUACCUCUCUUCAGAAUCUGGAAAUAUGCAGCUGCGACAAACUUAGAUCCCUUUCAUUAUUUGGUUUGACAUCCAUCCGGAAAUUGUUGUUUAGUUCACGUGGUGGUAAAUUAACAACAACCAGCCAGCAUAGUGGACCAGAAUUGUACAGUGGAGUUUCUCUUGAGGAGUUGUCCAUAAAAUGUCCAUCUCUUGAAAAUUUGGGAAUAAGCCGCUGUGAUAGUCUGAUAUCCAUUUCAGUUCACGGUGUAACAUCCCUUCGAGGAUUGGAGAUUAGUUCAUGUGGUGGAUUAAUAUCAAUGGACCUGCGAAGUCUACCAGAAUGCUAUAUCCCUCUGGAGGUGUUGUCUUUAAGGUCGUGCACAAGUCUAGAGUCAAUUUCAAGUUUACACGGAUGCACAUCCCUCCGUGAAUUGAGCAUUGAAGAUUGUGAUGGACUAAAAACUUAUGCAUCGAUUGGGCUUGAAUCUUGCACUUCUAUUCGUGCACUGCGUGUUCACGAUUUUCAACAAUUGAGGCAGUAUUCAGCUGAUGGGUUAGACAUCUCUCUUAUUGAGGAGUUGACCAUUUAUAAAUUCCCCAAGUUAAUAUGCAUUUCAAACCACGGUCUGACGACCCUCCGUAAACUUGUACUUAUCGCAAGUUGUGUACCGGAAUUGUCUAUCGGCAGCAGUACUACACUGGAGGAGUUGUCUUUACAGGAUUGUACAUCCCCUGCUUCGCUGUGUAUCGACAAUUGUGAAAGGCUGAGGCAUGUUUCGGUUGAUGGGCUAGAAACACUUGCUACUCUUGAGGAGUUGACUAUAAGGAAUUGUCCUAGUCUACUAUUCAUUCCAAUCAUUCCAUGUCUUCGAGGAUUAGUGAUUGAGGGUUGCGAGAAGCUUUCAGACUUACCGAGUGGGUUGAAACAUUGCAACGCACUUGAGAGAUUGAAAAUAAGUGGUAGCCGAAACUUAGUAUCCAUUCCGAUUUCAGAUGUAUUCCCGCCAUCCCUUGGGCAAUUUGUAAUUGAAGAUUGUGCUCAACUAUUAAGUCUGGAAGGCCGUCAUGAAUCUCUUAAGGAGUUGAGUAUAGUGAAUUGUCCUGAGUUAAGUUGGAGUUCAGUUGCCGAUAAGGGGAAGAGUCUGACCGCCAUCCGGAAAUUGGUUAUUGCAAGUUGCGGUGGACCGGAAUUGAACAUUUACUCUAUCAGUACUCUUGAGGAGAUUUCUUUACGCGAUUGCACCUCCCUUGUCGAGUUGAAAAUUGAAAGGUGCAAAAAUUUGAUAUCUUUGGCAGAUGUCGAUGUAACUAGCUUGCAAUCUCUUUCCAGGUUAAGAAUACGUAAUUGUCAGAAAUUACAAUACUUGUCGACGGGUCUACACACUCUGACUCGUCUGAAGAGAUUGGAGAUUGGUGGGUUGUGGGAGGAGCUCGAUUCUUUCCCGGUUCCGCAAAUUCAAUCAUCAGACUGGUUAGAAUUCGGCGGGUGGCCUAAGCUCAAGUCUCUGCCUCAAGUAAUUCAUCACUCGACUAGUCCUGUAACACAUUUAACAAUACAUGAUUGUGAUGGGCUGGAGACUCUUCCAGAGUGGUUGGGUGACCUUACAUCUCUCUACCAACUAGAGAUUUACAAUUGCAUGAAUCUCAACUCUCUGCCUUCCAUCCAAGCUAUGCAACGCCUCACCAGACUAGAACAUCUAAUAAUUUCAGGAUGUCCCAUUCUGAAGGAAAGAUGCGCCAUGCUUACCGGCACUGAGUGGCCCAAGAUUUCUGAUAUUCCAUACGCGGACCGUAAUUUCUUCUCUCAAACCAAAUAAUUCAUUUGUUCGAUUCCCUUUCUUUCACCUUUUCCUUUCUUCUUCGUCUCCACUAUUGAGUAUUGACCGAACCUCAUUUUUUGUUAAUUAGUUGAUUUAUGAUGGGAAUGAAGAUUGAAUGUUGGCCUGAGAUUUCUCACAUUCUAAACGUCAGAGCCAGCGUCCAGAUUCAAGACCAAUCCAACUUCUCACUUCCAAGUCAAGAAUGUACAUUCUAGAGUCAAGUCAUCCUCUAAAGAUUUCGUGGUUCAAGAAGAAUCCAAGUUUUCGCUUCCAAGUUCAAAUACACUAAUAAAUCAGGCAUCACUGGAUCCGACAUGUGCAUGAAGGAAAAUGUUGAAGCUGGAAAGUUACAUUCCGACAAGAACAAGUCCGAUAUGCUAACCAAGGCUUGUCCGAAAGGCAAACAUCAACACCGCAGAAACAGAUGAGGUCUGCAUUUUUUUUAGCACCGUGUUGGAAAUGAGGGUAAUGUUCAAAUUCCUUCGUGUAAAUGAGACGUCACUACAAAGAUAUUUGUUAUCAUGCAGUUUACUGUAGGAUGUCCAGUCCUGUAUUUGUACUGUGAAAAAUUCAUCCAAAAAUCUACGUUCUAGAGUCCAA
Pyrus x bretschneideri (Chinese white pear) is the source of this 3363-nucleotide messenger RNA. Its product is annotated as putative disease resistance protein At3g14460. Bases 16 to 2760 code for a protein of 914 amino acids. The record is from RefSeq and is a predicted model, not a curated record. NCBI's taxonomy places the organism in Eukaryota, Viridiplantae, Streptophyta, Magnoliopsida, Rosales, Rosaceae. The transcript has 3 exons.